GUCCCUACUCGCAGCCUUUUUGGCUGAAGGGGCUUCUGAUUCCCAGCCUCUGCAUAUCACCUGUGUCCGUUGCCAACUCUAUUCACUCCGCCGGGGCGCGCCCCAGAGAUGGUCCUGGCCAGGGUCUACAGCGUGAGCCAGGGCUUCCACAUCGCCGUGCUGGCCUGCUCGUCCCUGAUGCUGGCGUGUGUUGUGCACUCCAUCUACGUGUCGGAGGCGUCGUGCGACGCCCUGGAGCGAGUCGACUGGGCCACUGGAGUCUUCAGCGCAGUCAACGUCCUCCAGUGGUCCGCCAUUGUUCUCGUCACGCUGUUCCUCUUCCCGCUGCGAGUGGAGGUCGACGAGGAGAAGUGCGAGCUGCGCUACGUGCUCCUGGGCUUCACCGUGCGCCUGCCGCUCGCCGCGGUGGCGCGCGGCCACGCCGCGGCGGGCGGCCUCGCGCGGCGCCUGCUGCCCAGGGGGCUGACGACCGACCUGCAGGGCGUCGGCGCGGCGACCGUGCGGCCGCACAAGAAGACCAGC
Prorocentrum cordatum is the source of this 522-nucleotide messenger RNA. Lineage: Eukaryota; Dinophyceae; Prorocentrales; Prorocentraceae. The record is from the annotation of a GenBank genome assembly.